AUGAAAUUUAUCCAAUUUACACUGCUGUUCCUUGCAGUCUUAGCAAAAAUAUCUGCAUUAAAACCUCUUGUGUUCAAUCUUCCAAGUGAUAGCCCAUCAUUAAGAGAGGCCACCUCUACAAUUAUUAGUACAAAAAUAAAGCAAGCGUUUCCAAAUAGGAAGGACAUUCCAUACGCAUGCGAUGGGUAUGCUGGAGUAGAAUUCUAUUAUACACAGCCAAGUACAACCACAGUGAUACAGUAUGGUGAUGCACAAUUACAUUAUAAUAUAUAUACAAGAAACAACAAUAGUAAGACGUACACACACUUUAUAACAAUAAUUAACUCUGUAAAUGAUUCACAGGCAGCAGCAGAGGUGGUUAUAAAAAUCUUCCAAGGCAAAAUAAGCUUCUCAGCAAAGAAGAAAGGCUCAAUGUCUCUUAUAACAUACGACCUCAUAAACAAGUUAGAGAACGCAGUAAUUGACCUCUCAAAAGAAACUGCCACUCUAGACCAGUACCAGUUUAAAAGACUGGUUGAAUAUAUAAGAUAAAUUGUCUGAAUGCUCGGAUGGUUUACUAAAAAUAAAAUACAAACC
Molecule: messenger RNA, 576 nt
Organism: Nematocida parisii ERTm1
Lineage: Eukaryota; Fungi; Microsporidia
Exons: 1
Coding region: 1-531 (176 amino acids)
Source: RefSeq, a predicted model, not a curated record